This is a messenger RNA of Pogonomyrmex barbatus (red harvester ant), 3367 nucleotides long. It is a transcript of the gene LManII, whose product is annotated as Lysosomal alpha-mannosidase II. Gene Ontology annotation, molecular function: carbohydrate binding; alpha-mannosidase activity. Gene Ontology annotation, cellular component: lysosome. The record is from RefSeq and is a predicted model, not a curated record. Gene Ontology annotation, biological process: mannose metabolic process. Lineage: Eukaryota; Metazoa; Arthropoda; Insecta; Hymenoptera; Formicidae.
UCUGUGACCAUCAUCGUCGUGUAUCAUCGUCUUUUAUCUGUCCGGCAAAUUCUGCCGGCAAGCUAUCGCUCUGACGCGUGCUCUAUCAAGGUAUAAGUAUAGGAUAACAACUUCAAUUAUUUCAUUAGUUAUAUACGUUACGCGGCGGAGGAAACAACAGUCUUCACUAUGCUGCGUCACGGAUUUCUACUAUUUCUUCUGUCACUGGCGUUCACGCAGUUCUUUGUUCUCAGCGAUGCGGCACGAAUACCACGAACGCCAGACGCAGCAGCCACCAAGAAAUGCGGUUACGAGGCGUGUCAUGCCGUGGAUCCGAAAAAACUUAAUAUUCACAUGGUUCCACAUACUCACGAUGAUGUCGGCUGGUUGAAGACUGUGGAUCAGUAUUAUUUUGGAAGUCGUUCUACCAUUCAAAAGGCUGGCGUGCAGUAUAUUCUUGACAGUGUUAUUAAAUCAUUAUUAGCUGAUCCAACUAGAAGAUUUAUUUAUGUGGAAACUGCUUUCUUCUGGAAAUGGUGGUUACGGCAAGACGAACAGGUACGUGCUGACGUCAAAAUGUUAAUCAAUGAAGGACGAUUGGAAUUCAUCGGAGGUGCAUGGAGCAUGAAUGACGAGGCUUGUACUCACUAUCAUUCAUUAGUGGAUCAAUUCACAUGGGGAUUCAGACGACUCAACGACACAUUCGGAAGCUGUGGCAGACCACACAUAGGAUGGCAGAUAGAUCCAUUUGGCCAUUCCAGGGAACAGGCUUCUUUAUUCGCACAAAUGGGAUUUGAUGGAAUGCUAUUUGGUCGUAUAGAUUAUCAGGAUAAAAGCAAGAGAUUACAAGAUCAAACGAUGGAAUUUAUUUGGAAGAGCAGCCCGAAUUUAGGCAAACGAGCGAAUUUGUUUACAACCGCAAUGUACAACACUUACAGUCCACCACCAGGAUUUUGUUUCGAUGUUUUAUGUGCCGACGAACCAAUGGUCGAUGAUCCUGAUAGCCCGGACCACAACAUCGAUAGAAGAGUGGAGUUGUUCCUGACGUACGCACAGAUUCAGGCACGUGCCUAUAGAACUAAUCAUAUUAUUCUUACCAUGGGGGAUGAUUUUCAUUAUCAACAGGCUGACAUGGUGUUCGGUAAUUUAGACAAAUUAAUCAGAUACACAAAUCAACGCAAUGGUUCUACAGUAAAUGUAAUUUACUCGACACCUUCAUGCUACUUGAAAGCUUUGAACGACUUGAAUCUUCAGUGGCCCACCAAAAGCGAUGAUUUCUUCCCAUAUGCGAGCGAUCCUCACUCUUAUUGGACUGGCUAUUUCUCCUCAAGACCAACUGUGAAAUAUUUCGAGCGCGAAGGAAAUAAUUUGCUGCAGGCAAGCAAACAACUCGUUACUUUGACGAACUUGAAGAAUUACGACAAGGAAUUAGAGCAUUUUCGUGAAGCGAUGGGAGUGAUGCAGCAUCAUGACGCUGUUACCGGCACUGAAAAGCAAUUAGUUGCGAAUGAUUAUUCUCGUAUAUUGCAUGAGAGUAUGGCUCACGCCGAAGAAAUAAUUUCAAAAGCCAUAGCGAAAUGGUCAGGAAUGACGAAUAACACGGCAGCAUCCUUUAAAAUCUUCACAUGUUUGGAAUUGAAUAUUAGCUCCUGUGCGUUUUCCGAAAAGAGUGACUUGUUUACAGUUGUAUUGUACAAUCCACUAAGUAGGCCUGUUUCUAUUCAUGUUCGUGUGCCCGUUCAAGGAAAUUCUUAUAUCGUUCGAUCAUUAACUGAUGGAGUGUAUCCAACCGCACAAAUAAUACCGGUCCCUGAAGCAGUUCAGAGAAUCCCAGGAAGAAAGAGCAAUGCGAAAAAUGAAGUUGUCUUCCGUAGUUCAAACAUUCCUCCUCUCGGUAUGCUAGCUUAUGCCAUAGCUAAAACGACGCAAGAAAAUGUAAUUGAACAACCUCAACCAGUCGAUUUCAUAAGUAGCGAGCUGUAUAACAUAACCGUUAACAGCAACGGUAACUUGGAAAUACGCUGGAAUAAACAGGACAUAAAUGUCGAACAAUCUUUCCAUUAUUACAUAGGAGCGGAGGGUAACAACGAAGUCUUCGUUAAUAGGUCAUCCGGCGCCUAUAUUUUCAGACCCAAAGAAACAUCACCUAGAAAUUUUGCAUAUGCAGGAUCGUAUAAAGUAUACAAAGGUCCUGUUGUACAAGAACUUCAUCAUACGAUAAACGAAUGGAUUAGUCAAGUAGUUCGAAUUUAUCCAGAGGAAGAGCACAUCGAAUUCGACUGGCUCGUUGGACCGAUACCUGUCAAGGAUAAGAUUGGCAAAGAGAUAAUCACUCAGUACUCAAGUAAUCUGAAAACAAGCAGAACAUUUUACACAGAUAGCAACGGAAGAGAGAUGUUAAAACGUGUAAGAAAUUAUCGACCAACGUGGGACUUACAAUUGGAGGAGCCAAUAUCUGGAAAUUAUUAUCCGGUGACCAGUAAAAUUACACUGAAGGAUGAAACGAAGCAAUUAAAGUUAAAUGUUCUGACCGAUCGUGCCCAAGGUGGAAGCAGUUUGCAUGACGGUACUAUUGAACUAAUGCUUCAUCGAAGACUUUUGAAAGACGAUGCAUUUGGUGUGGGCGAAGCGUUAAAUGAAACUGCUUUCGGCGAAGGUUUGGUAGUGAGAGGAACGCAUUAUCUCUUCGGAGGUAAAAUAAAGAAUACGAAUGAAUUUGUAUUGAAGGAAAAGGAAUUGGCGCUUAAGUUGGCCCUGCAUCCCUGGAUCUUAGGUGCUCCCAUUAAUUUGAGCAAUCUCGAAAAUGUAUGUGCUCUAUUUAAAAACUUUACUUCCGGUCUCAAUAAAACGCUACCGCCGAAUGUGCAUAUUCUUACUUUAGAACCAUGGAAAGAUGAUACAAUUUUAUUAAGAUUGGAACAUCUCUUUGAAGUUGGCGAGGCGCAGCAAUUGUCUCAACCAGUAGAAGUUAAUAUUAAAGAUUUGUUCUCGACAUUUUCUAUCGUUUCAAUCAAUGAAACCACGUUAGGCGCUAAUCAAUUAUUGAAUGAAAAUAAACCUAUGAAAUGGGAAGCAGAGACAAAUGAUAUUAUGCAGAAUCAAGAAGAUGACAGCAGACAAAUCGUGGAAGUUCAUGACGAAGUAAUUAAUGUUCUUUUGAAACCAAUGGAAAUACGAACAUUCAUCCUCAAAGUUAAGCGAAUAUCUCUUUAAUACUUAAACGAAAAUAUUUCAUUUUUAUAAGAAACGACUUUAUUGUUAUAAAAAUAAAGUUACUUUAUAAUAAAAAUCAUGUUAUUUUGUACUCUUCUUAUCAUAAGAAGACUGACUGAAUUGAAAUUGCUGAAAUGUAUAUUAAAAAGAAUAAAAAAAUAUCUAAUUUGAUACA